Messenger RNA from Rhizopus microsporus ATCC 52813, 3126 nucleotides. Its product is annotated as RhoGAP-domain-containing protein. Gene Ontology annotation, biological process: actin cytoskeleton organization; signal transduction. The record is from RefSeq and is a predicted model, not a curated record. Gene Ontology annotation, cellular component: cytoplasm. NCBI's taxonomy places the organism in Eukaryota, Fungi, Mucoromycota, Mucoromycetes, Mucorales, Rhizopodaceae. Bases 1 to 3126 code for a protein of 1041 amino acids. The transcript is spliced from 8 exons.
AUGACAUCAGAAUCAAUAACAGACAUGACAACGAUAACAUGUAGUGCUUGUCAACUGCCAUUAGAAGGCAACUUUGCACGCGCCCUGGAUGGUGCAUUCCACUGGAACUGUUUUCUUUGCAUUGAUUGCAAUGAACCCGUUGCAGAAAAGUUUUUUCCUAUUGAAUUAGAAGGCGGCAUUCAGAAACCAUUAUGUGAACGAGAUUACUUUAGACGACUAAGCCUUACUUGUGAUAACUGUGGCGAAGCCCUCAGAGGCUCUUAUAUUACAGCAGUUGGCAAAAAGUUCCAUUUAGAACACUUUUAUUGUAGCGUUUGUUCUACUGUUUUUGGUCCAGAUGACUCUUAUUAUGAACAUGAAGACAACGUUUACUGUCAUUAUCAUUAUUCUAUUAAUUUUGCAAUCAAAUGUAUAGGUUGUGAAACAGCCAUUUUAAAGCAAUUUGUCGAGAUCAAUAGAAAUAAUGUAGAUGAACACUGGCAUCCGGAAUGCUACAUGAUUCAUAAGUUUUGGAACGUAAAGUUGGCUCAGUCUGUGGGUGAAGAAGAUCAAAAGUUAAAUAUAGGCAACAAAAUGACUUCAGAGGAACUUAAAGAAGCUCAAAAUGUGAUGGAAGAAAAAGUGUAUAGAAUAUGGACAGUGUUGUCAGCAUUUGAAGAAUCUGCUGCUGGUUGUAUAUCAGAUAUGCUUCUUCAUGUCUCUGAGGGAAGUUAUGCUGAAGGAGUUAAAAUGGCCGAUUAUUUUGUCACACAUGUUGAGGUCCUAUUCAGUGCCAUCGAUGACCUUGCUAUUCAAUAUUUGAAACAAACAAAGCAAGAACUCCAAUAUGACCGAGAAUCAAGCAUGCUCUGUAAAAAGGUAUCUAACUUCUUUUCCUUAUUGUCCCAUACUCAGGAAAAUGGCCUCCGAAAAAUUGGUAUCACGCAAGAUUUACUUUCAUUGGUAACUGGCUUAGCCCACUAUUUGAAGGUCUUGAUUCGAAUUGGAUUGACGGGCGCCUUGAGAUUGGAAAGAAAGAAUGACUGCAAAUCGAGUGCGAUCAGCCGAUUCCUUAGUCAGCUGAUGGAAUUAGCAAACAAGAAGCGACAAUAUCUACAUGAAGCAGAUUAUACUGUAUCAUCGGACCUUUGCCAAUUCUGUAGAAAGCAAUGUGAAGAUGCUUGCUUCAGAUACAAGACGUACAUCUGGCAUGAUAAAUGCUUUGCUUGCUCCUUAUGUUGUACUCCCCAACGUUCAGAUUAUAAGGAAACUUAUAUCUCUCAAAAGGAUUUAUCUAUCAUUUGCAGCAAGUGUAUCACACAUACUGAUGGUUUUGUUCAAGGUGUUCAAUAUGUAUCAAAACUCAGACAAUCAUCCUUUUUGUUACGUUUUGCUUUGCGAAGAUUAUACAGUCUGUUGAAUGUUCCAGAUCCAAUGAUUGCUUAUUAUGGCCAAAGCUAUGAACACACAUCAACACAGUAUCAGCAACAGCAACAGAUACAGUCUAUUCAACCUCAACAAUUGCAACAACAGCAAAGGCUACUAAUACAACAACAACAGCAACAGCAACAGCAACAGCAACAGCAGCAACAGCAACAACAGCAGCAUCAUCAUCAUCAAACAGCAAUAUAUACUCCUCCUUUACCUCCCUUACCAAAGUAUGUUAAUGGAGACGAUUUACCUAACGAGGAGAUUCAUUUGAAUGAUAUCAAACGAAUGAAAUCAACUCAUAUGAACAGAAAGAUCACCAAUUCACACAGAAUCGGAAAGAGAUCAACUCUGAUGGAAACUCCUAUCCCCAAUGCCGCUGCUGUUUCCAACAAUAUAGAGGAGUCCAGUCGCCCUCAAAGUCAAGGAACGGAAGCUUCCAACAAGCGAGCCUCAUUCAACGAGCUGGGCAGUUUCUCCGAAAGCUCACACCACAGCAGACACCGAUAUACAAAAUCCGUGCCUGAAGCAAAAAGCUUUUACUUUGCCGAACUUGGCGCACUGCAGCAUUUUAUGUUGAAACACAUUGCAGUACUUUAUUUGGAAGAAAUACUGCAUGACCACUUCACCUUAGAGGAACUUGCUGAUUUAAUUGAUGAUAAAAAGAAUUCGACUCUUUGGGGUAAAUUUGUGACCAGUCUGAAAGCAGGCGGAAAUAAGAAAGUACCCAAGCCUAAAGAGGGGACGUUUGGUGUAGCUAUAGAUGUAUUAGUAGAAAAGAAUGGUAUUGAAUCCAACUUGGGCGUUGGUCCAACUCGAAUCAUCAAGAUUCCAUCAUUUAUUGAUGAAAGCAUUUCCAGUAUGAAGCAAAUGGAUAUGUCAGUCGAGGGCAUUUUCAGAAAGAAUGGUAAUAUUAGACGAUUAAAGGAAUUGAGCGAUGAGAUUGAUAGGAAUCCAAACAACGUGAAUUUGGCCAAUGAGUCACCUAUCCAAGUCGCUGCUCUGAUAAAGAAAUUCUUGCGUGAAUUGCCUGAUCCGCUGUUAACCUUCAAAUUGCAUAAACUAUUCAUUACUGCUCAAAAACUCGAAAAUGAAGCUGAUCGGAAACGAGUGACUCAUUUGGCUUGCUGCAUUUUACCAAAAGCAAAUCGUGAUACGAUGGAAGUCUUGUUUGUCUUUAUGAAAUGGGUCUCUCAAUUUGCUCAGUUGGAAAACAAUACCGGAAGUAAAAUGGACAUUGUGAAUUUGGCGACUGUGCUAGCCCCCAACAUCUUGUACUCAAAAAGUAAAGACCCUGCAAUGGAUGAAUCCUUUUAUGCUAUAGAAACGGUAACCAUGCUACUCGAAAAUGCCGAAGAGUUUGCGACUGUACCAGAGGAUUUUAUCCCACUUUUACAAAACUUAUCUUAUGAAGAAGGUGAUAUGGAUAUGAAUGUUCGACACAUUUUGAAAAAGUGCGAAAUGGUCAUGAAGAUGAAGCGAGCUAAAGCCACAGGGGGACCUAUUGCGCCUCAACUUCCAAGACAGCAUUCUUCUCCAGCCGCGGUAUCCAGCAACAGUAUUCACCAAGAAGGAGAACUAUCUCAUAUGCCCAUUCAAUUAUCCUCUUCACCACAAAACAUGUCAACUAUGGAAUCCCAUGUGAGAUCACCGAAUACGCCAGUGCCUAUCAUGAGAUCGCAAUCCUCAUCACACAUCGUUGGCACAAGUUACGAGUAA